This is a messenger RNA of Salvelinus sp. IW2-2015, 2742 nucleotides long. RefSeq names its product major facilitator superfamily domain-containing protein 4A. The record is from RefSeq and is a predicted model, not a curated record. Lineage: Eukaryota; Metazoa; Chordata; Actinopteri; Salmoniformes; Salmonidae. Gene Ontology annotation, biological process: transmembrane transport.
AUGGACAUCCGUUUCCAGGGGAGGGCACUGCUAGUUCGACAAGUCUAUCAGCGUGACGUGACUGGAAGGCAAAUAAAAGUUUAUCAACUCUCCUUAACAACCAUAUAUGCUAGCCAUAUGCAGGCAUCCCAACUUUGCCAGUCCACUUCAAAAAACGUCAAGGGUUGUGUUGUCGGCGCGCGUAAAGACCCCUUAAAACCUUCCUCCCAAUGAAGCCAUAACCUGCUCCAGCGUUCAUCACGCAACCCACUAGCAACAACGAGAUGUUAGUAGAUAAUCGUGUCUGGGCUCUGUUCAAGGGUCACUGGCAGCACACACUGACUUACUGGAGCGUUUUCUUCAGUUUCGGGCUGUGUAUCGCGUUCCUGGGGCCGACCAUCCUGGACCUGAGGUGUCAGACUCAGUCCACUCUGCAGGAGAUCACCUGGGUCUUCUUCGCCCAACAGCUCUUCCUCAUGCUGGGGAGCGCCCUUGGAGGACUCUUCAAGAAGACGCUCCGCUGCUCCCUCUCAGCUCUCUUCGUCUCCAGUCUUGUCAUCUCCGUGGUGUUUGCCAUCAUCCCACUUUGCCACCAUGUGCUGAUGCUGGCUGUUGCCAUGGCGAUAUCUGGCACGGCAAUGGGGGUGAUUGACACCAUCGCCAACCUGCAACUGGUGAAGCUCUACCAGAAAGACUCAGCCAUUUUCCUACAGGUCCUGCAUUUCUUCAUAGGGCUGGGAGCGUUGGUCAGUCCCCUGGUAGCAGACCCAUUCCUGUCAGAGGGGAGUUGUGUUCUGGGGGGGAACAUGACAGCCAACUCCUCCACUGACCUCCAUCACCUCCGCAGCUCCCUGGCAGGUAAGGGGACAACCCCUCUGCACAACGUAUCCCACCACUACCACCUCCACACAGAGGGCAUCAUCACCACCAAUGUGUCCUACGCAUUCUGGAUCAUGGCUCUUAUCAAUCUGCCUGUACCAGUAGCAGUGUAUGUGUUGAUGUACCGUGAGAGGCUGUUCCCCUGCUCGGACCACAGCCCACGUCUACUGGACAAGGAGAAAAACUCACAGAAGAACCAACAGGACCACAAUAUCCAGGGUCACGGGGGUUUGUUUGGCUGCUGUAACUAUGCUGAUGUGAAGGAUCGCCCUGCCUCCUAUUUCCUCCUCUACAUUCUGGGCGGAGCCGUGCUCUUCAUCACUGACGGCAUAAUAAUUUGUUCUCUUACACAGGGUUCUUACACAGGAUUCAUUUACACCUACGCAGUGUCUCCUCCCCUCUCUCUGCCUCACAAGACAGCAGGCUGUCUGACCAGUGUGUUCUGGGCGUCCGUCACCGUGGGCAGACUGGCGUCUAUAUAUCUGUCAUACAGAUACACACAACAACGACUAAUCUCGGUCAGCCUGGCAGGGAUGAUGGCAGUGCAGUGUCUGCUGUUGAUCCUGUACUCCAGCCCUGUGUUCCUCUUCAUGGGGACAUGUGUGUUAGGCCUCUUCAUCAGCAGUGUGUUCCCCUGCAUGGUGGCCCUCACAGAAGACAUGGUCAACUAUAAAGGGUGUGCCACUACUGUCCUGGUGACCAGUGCUGGUACAGGAGAGAUGGUGCUGCAGCUUCUCACGGGACAGUUGAUCCACAGUAAAGGCAGUUAUAGUUUCAUGUUGGUUGGUAUGAUAUCAUCCUGCAUCGGAUUCACAGUAUUCCUGGGCCUACUCUACAUCCAGCAUCUACACAGGAGCUCCCAAGCAGCCACUAGCAAGGAAAUCRCCAUGACAGAGAAGCCUUCAAGUGAGUAAUGGAGGCCGUGAGGAUGAAUCAAUGGAAAGAGAGGACUGUUUAAAAGUGAAGGAAAACAGAAAUGACCCAAAUGUUUAAAAUGGCUGGAGGAAUCAAUCAGCCCCCUGCUCCUUUCGUCCAGCUCUCAACACCCAGACAAUCAAGUUAAACCCAAAGACUAUCCCAUCCUACCCAGUACCCCCCCCCCAGAUCAACUGAUUGAUUCAGCUGGCCUUAUAUACCAAAAUACAUUUUAUCAUUCUAAACAGUAUUUGAGUGGAGACAGUAUUGUAUGUUUUWGAACUGGGAAAUGUUUUAUGUACUACCUGUCUGACCAUGACUGUAGCAUUCAUAAACCAGGAGUUGGGAGAGUAGAUGUUAACUUGGCUUGUUCAUGUGUCUUUUUAAAUGCACUCUGACCCAUGACACAGUGUAAAGCCAUGAACAGGUGGAGACCAAAGCUUCCUCCAUUGGCAUGCUGUUUAUUUAAACUCAACGGCAGCUGGUAUCCUGCUGGAUCCUUAACUGCUCCAUGUCUCAUAGAGCUUUCAUGUAGACAGUGACCCGUGUGACUACAGUGGAGUGGUCACAUGAGGACAGAUGGUGUUGCUAUGUGAGCAAGGUGUGGUGGUUAGUUACCUAGUAAAACUCACUGGAUUAGGAAAACAAGUCUUGUGGGGACAUACUUCCAGAUCCAGUCUUCAGAGGCUAAGGAACAGACAAACAGGGUGACUAGAGCAAGGUUUUUUUAAUAGUCUUCUGUUAAACGUUUCCUAUUUCACCUCAAACACAAACGUGCCACUCCAAGACAAGUAGCUUGUAAACAUUUGAAAAGCAUUGAACAAAUAAUUUACAGAAGUGAACAAAACAAGAACAGAACGGUAGAAGCAAACAGUUUGUCAUUUCAACUGCAAAAGUACUGGUUUUAUAAUUGAAUUGUGAUUAAAAWAAAAACUAUUGUUAAAAUGUAAAAUACUUYYUUUUUUUUUA